Messenger RNA from Prunus armeniaca (apricot), 1068 nucleotides. The record is from the annotation of a GenBank genome assembly. NCBI's taxonomy places the organism in Eukaryota, Viridiplantae, Streptophyta, Magnoliopsida, Rosales, Rosaceae.
AUGGUGUCUGUUGUUUGUUAUAGUGUUUGUAAGCUAGGUCUUUCUCUACAGGACGCUCGCACCUCCACCUUUUUAUGCUCAAACCACAACAUACCACUCCAUUUCCUCUACAGCCAUGGUGACCACCUGUUCAGCUCGUUCCAACGCUUGUACUUCCAACACCUUCUCAGACGACACGGAAUCCAGCCUCAAACCCUCUCCUCCCAUUGUGUCUUCCUCUCGUCGACGGCGUGCCCCGUCGUCGUGCAUCCUCAAAUGCUAAUUUUGCGGAUACAAGUGCUCCACCGUCACCGCCCACCCAGUCUCAUCGUCGUCCCUCUCGGAACCUCCAUGCUGCUAUUGCCUCCUUCAUUCCGCCUAAUGAACAUUUUUCAUCCGCUUCCUACAAGGCUCAUUACCAUAACAUUGUUGUCCAUCAUCCCCUGUUGCUUGAAGAUGACUUUAGUCUUUCUAACCUUGGGGUUGCCUUCGACCACUUCAUCACAAACGUCGCUAGACUCCCUUGGUUCAAGAAGUGCUAUUGUUCCUGGUCCUGCCUUGGUGAUUCAAGUAUGGGGUGUAGAUAUUCCCCUCAUAGAUGACUCAAUUGUUGCUGCUUUUGGGUUGACUUCGCAUUGUUCCCCUGAAUCAAAUCCCUUUGUUCUUGCCAACGUGGAACGCCACACUCUAAUGCAUCUCUUAUAUAUUGAUCCUUCUCCUGAGCCUCCCUCUGAACUUCACUCCGCUACGAUUCUUUACUCUCUUCAAUUUGGGUUCUUCAUUCCGUUUGAACGCUUUCUCCAUGAAAGCCUUAUUGCUGCUGGUUCUAUAAAUGCCUCAUGUCCAUCUUCUAGUCUAGUUCUCCCUCGUAUCAUUACCUCUUUGGCUAAGUUUCAUGGCAUUCCGAGUCAACCUACUGAUGAUAUUGGUUGUUCCAAUAUGAUCAAGCUCAAUGUUCAACAUCAUGAGACUAUGACUCUGCUGCGAACUUUCCAAGACACUCUUGCCAACCAAAGUGAUAUGAUUGCUGUUAUGGAAACCCAUCUUGGCUCCAAUGAGGCUCAUCUUUGGGCCCCUCCUUCUGGUUAG